AUGCUUGACCCUUUCGGAAUUAUCGGUGUUGUUGUCGUGGCCGGCCAGAUCAUCUCGACCGUCGCCAAUUUCGGGCUGGACUGGAAACACGCCCCAGCUGAUACCAAGUCCCUCCUGGUUGCGGUUGGGGCUCUGAAAACGGUGCUUUCCGAGACGAAUAUGAAUAUGCUUCUCAACGAUGACUUUAAGGAUGUCUUCCACGGUCGGCAUUCCACGCUCCUUUCGCAGCUUGGAGAUACCGUGCCGGUCACAGACACCAGCAUGCUGGUAUCAGCAUGCAAGAAAGAGCUAGAGAUCCUCCUCGAGGACUUGCAGAAGCGAGUCCAGGGUCAUCGAAUUGGCUGGAAAAGGAUGAAAGGAGCAUUCCUAGCGAAGAAGACUAAAGAAGCGGUCCAAAACCUUCAUCGACAAUGUCAAACCUUGAACACAUUGAUGGAUAUGGAUGCCCUUGCAAUCGGUGUAAGCAUCCACAAGGAAGUCAGAGAGGCAAGAAGAGAACAGCAGGGUUGGCAUGCAGACAAGGAGUGCAAGGCCAUCAUCGAUUGGCUCACUAUGAUUGAUUAUGGCCCUAAGCAGAGCGAUUUCAUUGCAAGGAGGCAAGGAGGCACUGGACAGUGGCUUCUGAGCUCGAUGGAAUAUAGGGAAUGGAGCGAGACUGCGGACCAGACUCUAUUCUGUCCGGGAAUCCCUGGAGCCGGGAAGACGAUUAUCACAUCGAUCGUGGUUGACGACCUUUGCACACGAUAUAGGAGCAAUGAGCAUGUUGGCAUUGCAUAUAUUUAUUGCGACUUCCAGCGGCAACAGGAGCAAAAGGUUGAAGAAUUCCUCAUGAGUCUACUAAAGCAGCUGACGCAAGGCCGGUCAUCAUUGCCGGAGUGCGUGAAGUUUCUCCACGAUGAACACCGGCGUAAGCGGACGCGGCCGUCAUUUGAUGAAGUCUCGAGAACCCUCCGUCAUGUUGCAGAUUCUUACUCGAGAACUUUCAUCAUCGUUGAUGCACUUGACGAAUGCCAACGAAACGACGGCUGUCGCGCGAGAUUCUUAACCGAGCUUUUCAAUCUCCAGGCCGAAUGCGGAGCAAACAUUUUCGCAACUUCCAGGUGUAUCCCAGAAAUUACUGACAGAUUCAGUGCCAGCACAAUAUUGGAAAUUCGUGCCAAUGACGAGGAUGUGCGCAGGUAUCUAGACGGCCGAAUACUGCAAUCCGGACGGACAUUGCUAGAAAAAUGCCGUGAGGAGAUUAGGAAUGAGAUCACGGAGGUUUCUGAUGGAAUGAAUGACCUGGCGAAGAAGGUUCUCUCAUGGAUCACGUGUGCAAAAAGACAACUCACAACGUCGGAAAUCCAACAUGCACUGGCUAUACAAGAGGGUGACUCUGAACUUGAAGAAGAGGGUAUCCCAUCGGUCGAGGACGUGGUCUCCGUUUGUGUUGGAUUGGUUGAAACCGACGAAGAGAGCAGCAUCAUCCGAUUAGUUCAUCGCACAGCGCAAGAGUACUUCCAGCGGAUUUUUCCAAAUGUGGAGACCGACAUCGCUAAAGUCUGCCUUACCUAUCUUUCAUUUGACAACUUUAGGAACGGAUUCUGUCUGACAGGGCAAGACAUACGAGACCAGCAGCUGUUGGAUCCGUUCUUCGAAUACGCCGCACAAAAUUGGGUCCUCCACGCUCGCUCCGCCUCACCUGACGUACAUCCGCUUAUUUCUACUUUUUUGUCAUCUGGGUCAAAGGUUCCAAGUAGUUGUCUGCUCUGGGCGGUGAAGAACCAGCAAGAGCUCAUCGCAGAAUGGCUGUUAGAACGACGCGUCGACACGAAUAUCCGCGACGCCGAUUGGGAGACCCCAUUGCAUCAUGCUGUUAUUCACGGCUGGACAAGAUGUGUUCAGCUCCUCCUAAGCUAUGAAGCGACCCAACUGUCAAAUAUGACCACGGACAUCAACAACAUGACCCCCAUUCACUACACUGUCGCAAAAGCAAACGAAGAAAUUGCGCAGGUCUUCCUCGAUGCUGGAGUAUCAGUCGACAGUCUAGUGAAAAGGAGGAUCUGGCUGGCGACAUGCCAAGAUGGCAAGCUCACCUAUGCACCAAAUAGCAAUCUACAUUGCUCCCAGGGUGGGUUCAACGCUCCGCAAGGGCUCACAGCUUUGCACUAUGCGGCCUUGACAGGGAGUGCUCAGAUGACAAGAUAUUUCCUCGACCACGGUGCCAACCCAAAUGCGGUCUCCGAGUGCGGCGAAACGCCUCUGCAUCUCGCAGUUAGGCAAGACAUCUACGAUUGGAAGCGGCCCUUUGGCAAACGAGACCGUUAG
Molecule: messenger RNA, 2307 nt
Organism: Verticillium dahliae VdLs.17
Lineage: Eukaryota; Fungi; Ascomycota; Sordariomycetes; Glomerellales; Plectosphaerellaceae
Product: ankyrin repeat protein
Exons: 2
Coding region: 1-2307 (768 amino acids)
Molecular function (GO): protein binding
Source: RefSeq, a predicted model, not a curated record